CAACCAGCCGCCUGCGGAGGCCAGCGGAGGCGGGGCGCGCGCCCGGGCUGCCUGCGAGCUCCCGCAGUCAGACUUCAGUGUCACAGUAGGAGUGAGGGGUGGUGGUUCCAAACCGCGCUGACUACAACUGUGAGCUCUCCAGGCUGCAGCUCCCGAAAGGUGACUAAAACCUCCCAUAAUGUCCAGUCUGGCGGUGAACGGGGUGUCGUGUCGGGGGAAGGUGCUCACCCUCGACAGCAUGAACCCCAAUGUGCGGCGGGUGGAGUACGCAGUCCGUGGCCCCAUUGUCCAACGGGCGGUGCAGAUAGAGAAGGAGCUCAGAGAGGGGGUGAAGAAGCCAUUCACGGAAGUCAUCAAGGCUAACAUAGGAGACGCACACGCUAUGGGUCAGCAACCAAUCACCUUUUUCCGACAGGUUCUGGCUCUUUGUUCCUAUCCUGACCUCCUGGAAGACAACAAGUUUCCAGAAGACGCCAAGAAGCGAGCGCGGCGAAUCCUGGACGCCUGCGGAGGCCACAGCAUAGGGGCCUACAGUGCCAGCCAGGGGAUUGAAUGCAUCCGUCAGGAUGUGGCACGCUACAUAGAGAAGAGGGACGGGGGCAUCCCCUCCAACCCCGACAACAUCUACCUCUCCACGGGGGCCAGUGAUGCCAUUGUGACCAUGCUGAAGCUGCUGGUGUGCGGCGAUGGUCGCGAUCGCACAGGAGUAAUGAUCUCCAUCCCUCAGUACCCUCUGUACUCGGCCGCGCUGGCAGAUCUGGGCGCCGUGCAGAUCAAUUACUACCUGGAUGAGGACAAGUGCUGGGGCCUGGAUGUGUCCGAGCUGAGGCGAGCCUUAAAUGCAGCGAAGCAGCACUGCAAACCGCGUGUGCUCUGCAUCAUCAACCCUGGAAACCCCACAGGUCAGGUCCAGAGCAGGGAGUGCAUUGAAGACGUGAUCCGAUUUGCCAAAGAGGAGAACCUCUUCCUCAUGGCUGAUGAAGUCUACCAGGAUAACGUUUAUGCAAAGGGUUGUAAGUUUCACUCUUUUAAGAAGGUUCUGUUUGAGAUGGGUCCAGAGUACUCCGAUUCAUUAGAGAUGGCCUCCUUUCACUCCACCUCCAAGUGCUAUAUGGGAGAGUGUGGAUUCCGUGGAGGAUACAUGGAGGUGCUCAACAUGGAUCCAGAAGUGAAGGCUCAGCUCACCAAGCUGGUGUCAGUGCGUCUGUGCCCCCCCGUCUCAGGACAGGCUAUGCUGGACCUGGUGGUGAACCCCCCACUGCCCGACGAGCCGUCCUACGCCUCAUACCAAAAGGAGCGGACAGCUGUUUUAGCCGCCUUAGCCGAGAAGGCCCGUUUAACGGAGGAGAUGUUCAACACUGUCCCUGGCAUCACCUGCAACCCUGUUCAAGGAGCCAUGUACACUUUUCCCCGCAUCACCCUGCCUCAAAAGGCCAUCGUCAAGGCUCAGGAGGAGGGCGUGGUUCCAGACAUGUUUUACUGCAUGAAGCUACUGGAGGAAGAGGGAAUCUGCUUAGUGCCAGGAAGCGGCUUCGGCCAGAAGGAAGGAACUUUUCACUUUAGGAUGACCAUUUUGCCUCCGACUGAAAAACUGAAGGUGGUGCUGCAGAAAAUCCGGGACUUCCACUUACGGUUCACGCAGGAGUUUUCCUAACAAGCUCCUUCGAUGUGUGAACAACGCUCUCCAGCGAUCACUCAACUCACCAAAGACCGCAUCUUAACAGUGCAAUAUUUCCCCUCUUUUCUUUAAAUCAGUACAAAAUACUUAACCAGUUUUUGUUAGAAAGUAAAAAUAUGAUCUCCUGUUCAUAUGUAUAGAUGUAAUACAAAUUUGAUAAGCUGUUAACAGACCUGAUUCUACAAAAUGCAUCAACAUGCUGAAUAAUUUGUAGUUUUAAGAGGUGCAAAACUUUGCAAAGUACUUAAAUAGUCCAGGUCUUAAAUGUGCAUAAAAAUACUAAUUUUUAAACUUUUCUUAAAUGUGAUUGUAUGAAAUGUGUGCAUUUCAAGCACUUAUAAAUAAAUAUGGAUUUCAGUAGUAA
Oryzias melastigma (Indian medaka) is the source of this 2042-nucleotide messenger RNA. Its product is annotated as alanine aminotransferase 2-like. Gene Ontology annotation, molecular function: L-alanine:2-oxoglutarate transaminase activity; pyridoxal phosphate binding. NCBI's taxonomy places the organism in Eukaryota, Metazoa, Chordata, Actinopteri, Beloniformes, Adrianichthyidae. The transcript is spliced from 12 exons. Gene Ontology annotation, biological process: biosynthetic process. Bases 179 to 1654 code for a protein of 491 amino acids. The record is from RefSeq and is a predicted model, not a curated record.